AGGGAGGAAUCUCGGAGGCGAAUCAUGCUACAUGAUUCGGAAACAAGUGUCAGCUCUAUAUCCGAAAAUUCUGCUCUUGUAUCUCGGGGGCCUGAUUCUGAGGAAGACAGGAGGAAGAAACCAUGGUGUGAACAUUGCAAGAAACCAUGGCAUACCAAAGAGACUUGCUGGGAAAUUCACGGGAAACCACAGAAUUGGAAGAAAGAAGGUUGGAAGAGAAGGAGCAGUAACGAUGGUCGUGCGUUCCAAGCAACAAAUGAAGAGCAAAUCAAGUCUGAUUUGGUUCCAUUCACAAAGGAACAGUUAGAGCACCUAUACAAAAUCCUUCAAUCUCCACAACCUUCUUCAAAUCCAUCUUGUUCUUUAGCCCAGAAAGGACUUGACCUCGGGGAGGACGAUUGGCAAUGCUAGAGAGAGUGGAGGACUCUAUUUCUUUGAAGAUGGAACAAGCUCAAGUAGACAAGUCCAGGGUAGUUGUUUUGAAUCUGUUACUCUUAGUAAGGAUGAUGACAUUAUGUUAUGGCAUUAUAAGCUAGGUCAUCCGAAUUUUCAAUAUUUAAAGUUCUUGUUCCCAAAGUUAUUUUUGAAUAAAAGUCCAUCUUCAUUUCAGUGUGAA
Messenger RNA from Syzygium oleosum, 616 nucleotides. RefSeq lists its product as uncharacterized. The record is from RefSeq and is a predicted model, not a curated record. Lineage: Eukaryota; Viridiplantae; Streptophyta; Magnoliopsida; Myrtales; Myrtaceae. Bases 25 to 411 code for a protein of 128 amino acids. The transcript is spliced from 2 exons.